Molecule: messenger RNA, 627 nt
Organism: Teleopsis dalmanni
Lineage: Eukaryota; Metazoa; Arthropoda; Insecta; Diptera; Diopsidae
Exons: 4
Coding region: 37-552 (171 amino acids)
Source: RefSeq, a predicted model, not a curated record
AAUGUGAGAACACCGGUUGCCGCUUAACAACUUAGAAUGGACUCCAAAGAAAAUAAAACUUUUUGUAAAGAAACGGAAGAUCUUUUACGUGAGUGGGAUAUGGAGGAAUUAAUUCCUGUUUUCGCAGAAAAGCAGGUGGACCUGGAAGUUUUAAGAAAUCUUACUGCGGAUGACAUAAAUUUAUUAAUAGAAUGUUUCGGUUUACGAAUUCGAUUUCGGACCAAAUUAAAUGAAUGGCGGAAAUACAAUGAUUUACUUCCAUCAGUAAGGAAUAUAAGCGGUAAUGAUACACAACUAGUCAGAAGAGAUUUGGAGGUUAUACAUACCUCAGAAACAUAUGGAAGAAAUUUUGCAGAGAAAUUUGACGCAAUGAACGAAAUUAUGGGUAGUCAUCAAGUUUCGUAUACUCAAAAUAACAACACAACUUGGUCACAUAAUACAUUCAAUUUAGAUCUCCCAAUUUCAAAUUUUUUCAAAGGAAACGGAACAAGGAAAUUAACCGGUGCUCAGAUGAAGCCAAUGAUUCAAUAUCCACGCAAAUAUAAUAAUUAAAUUACAAACAAGUUUCUUUAUACCUUGUUCUUUUUCUUCAUAUAUAUGUAAUGUCAUAUACACAUGCUAUAUACU